UGUUGAGAGGUGGAUCUGGGCUUGGCUAGCGAUUCAUUGUGAGUUGUGGAGCUGGGAGCUCUGGGUGUGGAGCUCUGUUGCUUCAGGCAUUAUCAGGAAUAAGAGCAGCGAAGGAGAGUGGAAACCUCACUGCAUCUGGACACUCGCCCAAUUGGCAUACAUGGCACAGUGAUCCACAGACACCAUGGGCGCAGCUGGCAUUGCAGUAAUCCUCUCUGGGAUUCUUGUAGUGGGUGUGUCUUGGGCCCAACGAGAGGUGGCCAUCCAGCCAGGGCCCCUAUACCGCACUAUGGGCUCCCAGAUCAGUAUCUGGUGUAAGGUGCGUGGCUACCAAGGCCCCAGCCAGCAGAAUUUCAGAUGGUCUGUAUACCUGCCCUCUGCUCCAGACCGGGAGGUACAGGUGGUCACCACUGAAGAGGAUCCUUCUUUCUCCUACGCCAUCUACAGCCAGCGUGUUCGGAGUGGAGACAUCUACGUGGAGAGACUGUCGGGUGACCAUAGCCUCUUACAAAUCCGUCAGCUGCAGGAACGAGACACUGGAGAGUAUGAGUGCCACACACCAAACACCGAUCCAUCAUUCCACGGGAGCUACAGUGCCAAGGUCAACCUUGUAGUGAUCCCAGAUACCCUGGUGGUCUCCUCGACAUCGCAGCACAUACAGAAGGUGGAGGGAGGCUCUCUGCAGCUCUCCUGCAACAUAUCACGCCAGUCUGCUCAGCACACCCACCUCUCUGUGUCCUGGUAUCGGAGGGCUGGAGAGCAGACAGAUGAGAUUGUCUCCCUGACGCGGGAUUUCACUCAGCAGCCCGGCCCGUCCUUUGCACAGCGACACUCGGUGGGCGAUGUCCGGCUGGACAAACUGGGCAGCGACACCUUCCGUCUCACCCUCUAUAACCUACAGACGUCAGACCAAGGGGAAUUUUACUGCCAGGGAGCCGAGUGGAUUGAGGACCCAGACGGAUCAUGGUUUGCUAUGACGCGAAAGCGGUCUGAAGGCUCGGAUGUCACUGUCCAGCCCACAGAUAAAGAAUUUAAUGUGCGCUUGGAUACUGACCGCCGCACAUACAGUGUUGGGGAGACUGCUGAACUCCGAUGUAUUAUUGAGGCGCAGAACCCUGCCGAACGUAUGUUCUCUGUAUCCUGGGCUUUCAAUAGUUCUCUGAUCGCCAGUCUUAGUUCUGGGGGAGUACCUGCCCUGACUGGGGAAUAUGCCCAGCGAGAAAACCGCGGAGAAAUGCGCGUGGCAAAGGACACAGACAGUAUCUUCUCUCUUAAGAUCUUCCGUCUGCGUCAGGAAGAUGGUGGAAAGUACAACUGCAGAGUAACAGAACGAGAGAGAACAGCAUCAGGGGAGCUGACUGACCGUGAGAGCAAGAGGCCAAAAAACAUUCCCAUCACCGUGCAGCCGCUGAGGACAUCUCUCACUGUGACCGUGACCGCUAACUCCAGCUCAGUGUUAGAAGGAGCCCGCAUCUUCCUCACCUGCUCCGUUGCCUCUCUGUCUGGACCUCACAGUCGUAUCUCUGCAUCCUGGCAUCUGCUGGAUAAACAAAACCGCCAAAGAGAAGUGAUCCGACAGGAGCGUGAUGGUGUCAUGUGGGCAAGCGAGCUGUACCGUGAGAGGUCGGCCUCUGGAGGGCUACGGAUGGUGCGGACGGGCUCAGACAUUUUCACCUUAGAAUUGGAGAGCAGCCAGAGAUCAGACUCUGGUUCAUAUGAGUGCCGCGUGGCUGAGUGGGUAUCUGUGGCAGAAGGAGAGUGGCAGAUGUUGGGUGAAAGGGCAGCGCAGUCAAGCGUGGAGGUGACUGCUCUCGAGUCCGGCUUUGCUGUCACCGCUAUCUCCCGCACACCUGGAGUCACCUUUUAUGACUCCUUUGACCUGCAGUGCAUCCUGAAACCACACUACCCAGCCUGGGUGGGCAUCGCCAUUACAUGGCGCUUCCAGCCUGUAGCAGGAGGGGACAUCCAUGACUUGGUGACCUUUAGCCGGGCUGGUGGAGUCCAGUGGGGAGAACGUGCUGGAAGUUUCCGUGGUCGCAGCAUUGUUGAGAAGACAGACUCCAGUCACAACGUGCGCCUGAGUGUCAGCCGUGCCAGUGAGUCAGAAGCCGGCAAGUACCAGUGUGUAGCGGAACUGUAUAGGAGAGAGUAUAAUGCCAGCUGGACAAGGCUUGCUGAACGGGCGUCCAAUCUUCUGGAAAUCCGAGUCCAGCGUCCAGUGUCCCGUCUGCAGGUCAGUAAGGUGAAGCGCACACUAAGCAUGCUUGAAGGUUCCUCUGCUUCUCUCACAUGUUCUGUGCGAGCACAGACCAGCCCAGACUCACGUUUUUCAGUGUUAUGGUUCGCUCACCGCCCUGCGGGUGCUGAUGGUAAGCUGAUUGUGCGCAGUGCAGCAGGUACAGAGUAUGGCAUGUAUCCAGAGGAAGCCGAUUUAAAGAACCGUCUGCAGCUGGAGGUGCCCUCGGCUGGACAGUACACUCUUAACUUGCUAGGAGCGAGGCCUGAGGACAGCGGAAGCUACUAUUGCCAUGUGCAGGAGUGGCUGAUGGAUCCGAACCAGGCCUGGUACAUUCUGUCAGAGGAUGCAUCAGGGCUGACGGAACUGAACAUAAGAGUACCAGAUAUCAACUUGCAGUUGGACCAGGUCAUACGGAAUAUUUCCGUCCUGGAAGGGGAAAGUUUUACUGUGACCUGCCACGUGUUGAAUCGGACCCUGCCAGAGUCUCGUUUAUCUAUUGAGUGGCUGGCCUGGCGUGCCACCGAGCCUGAGAGAAGGACCAUUAGUAGGAUGACACUUGAUGCGGUUACUAUGCCUUCGCCAGAAGAGGAAGAGAGUGGUAGUCUGGGCCCCGAACUACUGAAGCGCUUGCAGCUGUCGCAGCCAUCCCCUGGGAUGUACACCCUCACCCUGCACAGAGCUAUGGAACAGGACAGUGGUGCCUACAGCUGCCAAGUACAAGAAUGGCUGCAGGAUGCAGGAAGGCAGUGGUACAAACGAGCUGAAGACCGAUCGGGAGCCACCUACGUCGGUGUGCGUAGACCAGAUCCAGCACUGGGGCUUGAUGUAGCGCCCCUCAACAUCUCAGUGAUGGAAGGCAGUCAUUUUGAGUUAGACUGCAUUAUCUCUUCUCGUUCACGCCCGGACUCCCAGCUUGCGGUCUCAUGGACCCUCCUAGGCAAAGCUCGUACGGCUGUACCAGAGACCGUGCUAACAACUGAUCGCUCUGGGGUGUGGUCCCCACUUGCUCAGCGCUGGGAGGGACGUCUGCAGCAGGUCCAGCUUUCUCCCACACUUUACCGAUUGAGGAUUCCCCACGUGGGCUCAGGGGAUUCUGGGAAUUACUCGUGCUCUGUCCAGGAGUGGCUGCCUGGACCACGUGGCGACUGGUAUCUUUUAGCUCAGGAAGAAGCUCUCACAGGCCUGGUCAACGUGCAAAGCAAAGAGUCCACACUGCAGACGGUGAUCUGUUCCAACGAUGCACUUUUCUACCUGGUCUUCUUUUACCCGUUCCCCAUAUUUGGAAUUCUCAUCAUAACCAUCUUGCUGGUGAGAUUCCGUAGCCGGCCAUCAAGUAAGACGGGUGAAGGCAAGAAUGGAGUUCCCUUACUGUGGAUUAAGGAGCCCCACCUUAACUACUCUCCCACCUGCCUGGAACCGCCAGUUCUAAGCAUACAUCCUGGGACCAUUGACUAAAGACAGCAGAUUUAUGGUGUUUCUUACUGACGUUAAUCCCAUGAUGUGCCAGCUCAUUUCAGCCAGCGAGAGACAAAUAGUAUUGGGUGUAGGAGCCUUCCACCCAUCGCUGGCAUUAUCGCCGUGAGGCAUGGUGGCAAUUCUCUUGUGCUGCUAAGGAUUCUGGGUUAUAGGCCAUCUUUUUUGGUAUACAUGAGGCCACUUAUUGACAAGGUAUCUUCCUUUUUCAGCAGGUGUUAAUCCUGCAUGUAUCACGGACAUUCAGCAUGUGGCAAGAGGUUCUAGGAGAUUUUUCUGAUUCCCAACCCCCAUCCCCACUCUGGUAGUGGGCAGAUUAAUUCCUACUGCAGCAUGGAGUCACCUAAAACACCUUGUGAACAGACAGUGGGCCCCACUUGGAGUGAAUAAAACACAUUGGUCAUGUCUGUCGGCUUCCCAGCCAAGUGACUGCCUUUUAUGUAUAUAUUUAAUAGUACUGUACCAACGGUGUGCUUCCUGUCCAAUGGAGGUUUUAUUUUAUUGUUUAUUUUUUUUUUUUACUUGCUCAAUUUUAACUUUUUAUCUUUUAUUUGCCUGUGUAAAGUUUUUAUGUAAAAACCUUGUUUGUUUUUUUUACCCCAAAUUUAUUGUGUAUAUAUCGUAUGUGUUGCACUGUGGGAUUGUGGGUAAUGGCUGAUCAGCUGAUGUCCUGUUCCGAUGAGCCAGAAAGCCCAGUUCGGAGCAAGGUGCCUGGAUAAUGCACUCUAAGAGUGACACGUCUGUUUUCGUAGUCUUCCUUUGGCCUUGACUAGAGGGCGGCCAUCUUGAGCCCUGUCAGAACAAUAACUUUUUCAGCACAUAAUAUGUGGCGAUUCAAGUUCGUACAAAUUCACACAUUUCAUUUUGUGAGAUGUAUGAAAAUAUUUAUUGAAUGGGUAUUAUUAUUAUUAUUUAAAAAAUUUUUUAACUACUAACCAAUUAUCUACCUGCAAUGUCAUCACUGCCCUGGUGCUUUUACUGACAAAGAAUUUGGUUAUAGUUGCCCCCACCCCGCACCAUGGCCCAUCUUUGAACACUCCGCUACACCCACUAAUCCCCCAAUUUUGUGAUUUGUUGCACUGAGCUUGUUUUAUAUGAAACAUUAUUUGAGAACAGUAAAGUUUGUGUCUGUU
Messenger RNA from Pelobates fuscus (common spadefoot toad), 4845 nucleotides. It is a transcript of the gene IGSF3, whose product is annotated as immunoglobulin superfamily member 3. NCBI's taxonomy places the organism in Eukaryota, Metazoa, Chordata, Amphibia, Anura, Pelobatidae. The transcript is spliced from 11 exons. Bases 185 to 3694 code for a protein of 1169 amino acids. Gene Ontology annotation, cellular component: membrane. The record is from RefSeq and is a predicted model, not a curated record.